This is a messenger RNA of Aegilops tauschii subsp. strangulata, 608 nucleotides long. RefSeq names its product photosystem II 5 kDa protein, chloroplastic. The record is from RefSeq and is a predicted model, not a curated record. NCBI's taxonomy places the organism in Eukaryota, Viridiplantae, Streptophyta, Magnoliopsida, Poales, Poaceae.
CCAAAUAGCCCCGCACCAAAACGCACCCCACUAGCAUCAUCGUCAUCACACAUUCCCAGCGCAGAUCGUCCCAAAACCUCAGCAGCUCCGUCCCGAUGGCGUCGCUCACCAUGAUGGCGUCCCUCUCCGCGGCCGUGGCGGUCGACCGGCGCGCGGCCGCUCCACGCCGCGGCCUCGUGGUGGCCCGGGCCGCCAAGGUCGAGAGCCAGCAGGAGCCGGCGGCCAAGAUGGCAGCCGUGGAGCCCGCCACCGACGGCCGCCGUGCCGUGGUGUUUGCUGCCGCCGCUGCGGCCUUGUCGGCCAUUGGCGGGGUGGCCUUCGCCGAGUCGGACGUCAAGAAGGGGAGCCCCGAGGCCAAGAAGAAGUACGCCCCCGUCUGCAUCACCAUGCCCACCGCCAAGAUCUGCCACAACUGAUCCGGGGUGAGGGGACGAUGAUGAUGCGGGUGGGCGGUAAAUAUUGUACUACGUACGGUUUUAUCUCUUGUCGAAGUUCGAGCUUAGAUGCAUAGGGCCGCGUUGCGUGCGCUUGGACGCCGCCAUGGACGGUCUCUAAUGUUGUUGUAUUAUCCAUUGCAAAUUCGAGGUGAAACCGCACUUGUUUGAUUA